Messenger RNA from Seminavis robusta, 1448 nucleotides. NCBI's taxonomy places the organism in Eukaryota, Bacillariophyta, Bacillariophyceae, Naviculales, Naviculaceae. The record is from the annotation of a GenBank genome assembly.
CUCUUCGUUCUUUUCUGAGGACAUCAGAUUCUCACCUUCGGCAAAGAUUUUUUCUUCCUUGCGCCCUUGCGCAUGCUUCUCGUUCCAUCUUCAGAAGCUCUUCUCGUAUUGCUACCGCUUGUAGACUAAUUGUUUGCGUCCUUGCCCUCUCCGAAGUGGCACUUUCGUUUACCUUUAGCAACAACAAUAUAACCACCUUUGGCACUUUGGCAGUCCUUCAUCACCCCGUUGAGCUCCUGAACCCAAUCAAAACGUACUAGUACAGUAUCAACAAUGGAAGCUUCUCGUCCUAUUCAGAAUCUGUUGACAGACGCACCUUGGCAACGAGACUCUUUCGUGUUGACGCAGUGGAACACCAACACCGAAGAGAAUCUGUUUGCUUCCGGGAUUGGAGUUGGUCUGCCCCCUUUCUCCUCCUCUGCACUUGAUUCCAACAACAACAAUCCCACAAGCAUCCUUGGGAGCAAUGUCACGAGCACUGGACAGCGUGAAACAAGAUUCACAUACAGGGAUCAUAUGAAUGACCCCGAUGGUGAUUACGCAGGCAAUGUGAGCGUGCUAGCCCUGACCGGCGGCCAUGGCGGUGAUCAGUCAUUCCCUGUUCGCCUUCAUUACAUGCUUAAUGAGCUCGAGAAGGAUGGUCUCUCCCACAUUGUGUCUUGGCAGCCUCAUGGAAGAUGUUUCCUUGUCCAUGAUCAGAAGAAGUUUGUGGAUUUGGUGCUUGGAAAUUGGUUCCGUCAGUCCAAGUACCCAAGCUUUCAGAGGCAAUUGAACAUCUACGGCUUCCAAAGGCUCACAGCCGGACCUGACAAAGGGGGUUACUAUCAUGAACUCUUUCUCCGCUCUAAACCGGGCCUAGCUGCCCGUAUCCUCCGUCAGAAACUCAAGGGAACUGGGACGCGCAAGGCUGCGGUCGCUGCCUUGGAACCAAACUUUUAUCGAAUGUCAUACUUGCCACACUCAAGUAGUGCUCGCUUGCCCGUCACAAGCUCAAACUUUGCCGCGUCCUUUGUCCCAGCCACAAAGGCGGCCUUCUCUGUGGUCACUACAACGCCAGAUGCGUCGCCUACCAUAGGUGCUUCCUCUGCCUUGACCCUCAAGAGUCUCGCUUCAACCAUUCUGGGUCCCGCCGCUUCCGCUCAGGUUGGCUUGGUGCAGCCAUUUCAUUCAACGGGGGCUAGAAAUACUGAUCAGUUGGAACAAAUGCGCCAAUCCAUCGUGCCCAUUCAGUUCUGCACAGCACUGACAGAACGGUCCUCAGUUUCCACCUCCAUUACAGACUACCAGGAUCUGGCAAACAGCCUCUGGAGUGCUGGUCUGCAGUGAGAAUGAAGUCAUCUACUGGAUGCAUUUUUGAAGUCAUUCUAUACUACAUGUACUAGUAGUAAUUUAUUUUGUGGUAUUCUAGACUAAUGCAAGAUUGCAGUAUAGAAUCGAAUCUGAUAGAC